Molecule: messenger RNA, 4268 nt
Organism: Osmia lignaria (orchard mason bee)
Lineage: Eukaryota; Metazoa; Arthropoda; Insecta; Hymenoptera; Megachilidae
Source: RefSeq, a predicted model, not a curated record
GAGCCACGGGCACGCUUGGUUUUGAUCGUGUCAGUGUCGAUUCGUUGCAGGCAUCCGCUAUCCGCUCCGUUGUUGUCACGACUUUUUACGAGGUAAAAAGACUAGGAUGCGGUAUCGUGUAACAUUAUGGUAUAUCUCGUGGUCGCGAUUAGGUGAGAAGAUCGUUCAGGUAGUGAACGCGUCUCGUUAAAUGAAAUGCGAUAAAUGCGGUGUUACGCGAGUGCAGGCUAGGCUAACCUAAGUCGAGGUGUGUUGGUGGGUUUUGCGAAGAUAAAGUGUAUAAAAGUGCGCGGGACUCGGAUCGAAAGCGAGCACCAACAAGUCCCAGUGGCAAGGGAUAUGCACGCACACGUCAAGAUGUCGUCGGGAGGACAUAGCAGCCGUACUCGAGCCGUACACAUAGGUUCUAUAUUCCAGAAGAUUCAUGAUCGUUUUGCUGACCCUAUGACACUGCCGAAACUUUCGACCGACAAGCGAAUGUUGGAUAAGACCUGGAAGCUUAUGGACAAGGUGGUGAAAUUAUGUCAACAUCAACGGAUGAAUCUGAAAAAUUCACCACCUUUCAUACUCGACAUCCUGCCAGAUACAUAUCAACGACUUAGACUGAUAUAUAGCAAGUACGAAGACAGGAUGGAGGUGUUGCACAGUAACGAACACUUUUGUGUAUUCAUCAAUAACCUUAUGAGAAAGUGCAAGCAAGCUAUCAAGUUGUUUAAAGAAGGCAAGGAAAAAAUGUUUGACGAGACUUCUCACUAUCGUAGAAAUCUAACGAAACUAAGCCUGGUAUUUAGCCACAUGUUAUCCGAAUUGAAAGCUAUAUUUCCUAACGGAAUGUUUGCUGGACACAAAUUUCGUAUCACCAAGGCGGAUGCGGCCGAGUUCUGGAAAGAAAGUUUCGGAAUUAGUACAUUAGUACCAUGGAAAGUAUUUAAGGAAAAAUUGAACGAAGUUCAUCCGAUUAGCUCUGGACUGCAAGCUAUGGCAUUAAAAUCUACGAUAGAUCUCACGUGUAACGACUAUAUUUCCAACUUUGAGUUUGAUGUAUUUACCAGGUUAUUUCAACCAUGGUCCACACUUUUACGUAACUGGAAAAUUCUGGCUGUGACCCAUCCUGGAUACGUAGCUUUCCUUACCUACGAUGAAGUAAAAGCACGUUUACAAAAGUAUUGUAGUACUAGACCUGGUAGUUAUGUAUUCAGAUUAAGUUGUACAAGAUUAGGGCAAUGGGCUAUCGGUUAUGUCACAUCGGACGGGGAUAUUCUGCAAACUAUACCUCACAAUAAAAGUUUGUGUCAAGCGCUACUCGAUGGAUAUCGAGAAGGAUUUUAUUUAUAUCCUGAUGGCCGUAAUUUAAAUCCUGAUUUAACACAGGCAGUUCAACCUACUCCUGAAGAACAUAUAAAAGUUACAGCAGAACAAUAUGAAUUAUACUGUGAAAUGGGUAGCACAUUCCAGUUAUGUAAAAUUUGUGCAGAAAAUGACAAGGAUGUGAGGAUAGAACCAUGCGGGCACCUCCUUUGUACUCCGUGUCUAACAGCUUGGCAGGUAGAUUCCGAAGGACAAGGUUGUCCGUUUUGUCGAGCUGAGAUUAAAGGAACGGAACAGAUAGUAAUCGAUCCAUUCGAUCCUCGAAGAACACAUCGACCAGGAACACAAUCAACAUCCGCUAGCAAUGCAUCGACUCCCACGCGGGAUCUUGACCCGGACACCGAGGAAAUAAUGGACCUAUGCAAUGGCCAUUCCGGCUUAAUCUGCGACGAUUCGGAUGAAGAAGAAGAAGAAGAAGAAGAAGAUGAAGAAGAUGAAGAAGAAGAAGAAGUAGUAGUAGUAGAAGAAGUAGAAGUAGAAGAAGAAGAAGAAGAAGAAGAAGAAGAAGAUUCCAAUCCAACUAAUUCACCUACCUUGACGCGAAGAAUCGUACCAAGCCCACCGUUACCACCUCGACGACCCUCGCCAUCGCCAACGCCAAACGGUCAUACUAGAAAUGGUCGACAUUUGACUGUGCCUAAAGAAAAUGCUCCUCCACCGCCACCGUCAGCAGUUAACGCAUCAUUCAAUUCUACUAUUGACAAUCAACAAAACAAUAAUAUGAACUCCGAAGCAGGAUACGACAUGUUGCAUCGUGCUUCGUCGCCUUCACCAGUGCCACCAAUACCUCCAGCUCCUUUUCCAGUAAGCAGAGCUCAUGCCGGGAUUCGUCGAUCCCAAGGGAAUUAUGUCGUCCCAUCUCAAGCACAGCCACAGCCACAGCCACAGCCACCGCCAACGUUACCUGAAAAACCAAAUCGUGCCAGUGGUGCAUCGUUCACGAUUCAAACAGCAAUUAGCAAUAACGUACCUCCUGUACCUCCUCCUUUGUCAGUGCCACGACCGCCAAAGACAAGCAGCAAAGAGCACAACAGACAGGAUCAUCAUUACGAGAAUACAAUCGUGAUACCUGGUACGAGACAGCACGUCGUGAGGAACAUUAAUCUGGAAGCGAAUACAGCUCGAUUGUCCGCCCUGAUGAGAGGUAAGGACGAUCCCACCGGUGGUUCCGCGAAGCCAGAAACCGCGGCAUACGAGAAUGUGAACGUCGAACACAUUUCCAAGCUGACGGCUCUCGGAUUCGCGCAAGACGCCGUGAUUAGAGCGCUCGGUAUUACUAGGAACGAUCUUGAAAUGGCUUGUGACAUACUGCACGAAUUUGCCACGAAAUCGUCUUGACCAGGUAUGCGUAAGAUGCAAACCUAACGAUUAUCGAGUAAAAUCCCAUUGUAAAAUCCCUUUGGUAGAAGCCCCAAGUCUCUUUAUAUCUCUACUAUACACAGUAGGCCUUUGUUAGAAACGUAUUCAUCAGAGGUUCCGUAAAACAAUUCUAAAACUGAUGACUACCAUGGAACGUGUUAAACAGACCUACGGAUAUUAGUCAAAUGGUUGUUUCCUUUUUUUUGUUGCAGGCUCGAAUACCGAGGGCUCAUAACUGGCUCUGUUUACCGCAUCUUUUGAUCAACGACCACGCGUAGAAACGUGUAGAAACAGUCUUUAUCGGGAGGUCGGGUCUUCUCGCGAUUCGAACAAUAUACACUCCGAGAGCCUAUAAGCCGAUGUCGUCCUGUUCAAUUAAUCGGCAAUACCACCCUUCGCUACGUUCGUUAAUCCUAGAUCGGUUUUGCGCACGUUCUCGAACUACUACUGUAUUUCUUUCCUUUUAGAUGUACACUCGCCGUGUGCAGUAUAGGCUUUACUUAGUUCAAAACAAGUGUUGGAGAAGAAAUGUUCCACCACUCGCCUUAUUUCUCUAUCUAUAUUCUUUAUGUACGAGGAUAGAAAGCUGUUAGAUUAAGCUUUCCUUGGAUUCUCCCAAGACUGAAAACAAAUAAUGGAAAGCCUAUGUUGCACCUGGGUGUACACGUAUGAUAACACACACACACACACACAUUAACACACAAGACUGCUAAACAAAGAAAAAAACUGCGACAAGAUACGUUGAAUGUAAGUAAAGUAUUAAACUUGACUAGAUAGUUCGCAGUCACCGAGUAUAUAAAAUUUCUUUCUCAUGUACCACGCUUUUCACAGUAUACGUAGUUCUUUGAUUUUUCCAUACAUAUACAAUUACGAACAAUAACGAUAAAGCAUAUAUAGUUGAUCUUUGAAAUCUUUUUCAAGAACUCGUAUUAGCUUUACAACGAGAGUUUACAAUAGCUAAAUUUAUUGACAGGCUAAUUGUCGCCAACUUUAGUCACUCUACAACGCACAUAGAUGAUGAAUUCUUGCUAUUUCUUUUUACGAUUGUUAAGUAUUUUCAACGACAGUCCCAAAAAGCCCUUAAUUCAAUGGCUUUUUAUUGUAACAAUUUUCAUAUCCACGUAUGACGGUAAGAAUAUGAAUAGGUGCGAACGCGAACAAAAAGAUUCUAUUUCUUUCUUAUACAUAUGUAUACAUAUAAGUUCGUUGCCAUGAAUUAUAUCCGAAUUGAUCCUAUCUCGCGAUAUCAAUUAAGAAGUCAGUAAAGUAAAGCUAUCUCGUUUUUUAUCUACAUUGCCAUACUUUGAUCAAUGUAUUAUAUUGUAAUUAAACGUUUUGAAUAGGAACGUUUUAAAGAAUCCACCGUCAUCGAGGAGAAAUUUCGGUACCGUUACGUUCUUCGUCGCACAGCUAGCAUUAAGAGUAACCCCAUUUGGUGCAAUAUCUAGGAUAGAGCUUAGAGAUAUCAUUUAUGAUAUAAUUAUUCGCUGUGAAAAUUGUUUUACAUACUUCCCUGAAUAAAAUAACAUCUUCGUUUAUAA